AUGGAGAGCGGCUUGCUCCUCGACAUUAUAUCAUCUCCCACGCUCGUGAUGUCUCCGCCCAUUCCCACCAAGGCCUCGGCAGUCUCCCUCGUGGCAAAGCACAACCAACGCUCCGCUUCCGGCGCUCCCAGCGCGAAGCGCCAGCGCUGCUCGGAUGGAAGCGUUGCCGCGGAGGCGUCAGCGGAGAAGGCGGCGGAUAUGUCGCGACCGAAGUCUUGCUUUAUAAUGCUCCAGGAGGACGGGGACGAUGAGAUAACUGCUGCGGAUAUCGCGUGGUGCGACGACGGAAGCUACGUGGAAAUAGACACUGACGCACUUUUCGCUCUUGAUGAAGAACCGUCGGCGAAGACUCGGAGCGCUCACGACAGCGAGCAGCUGUCGGAGGAGCUGUCGCAUGAGAACCUCGGAGCUUCGCAUGCGUCGCACGCGUCGCAUGAACGGCAGGGGAAUGGCGGGAGUGGCAGCAGCAGCGAGAGCGGGGAGACGUUGAGCGAGAAGCAGAACAAGAGCGGCGAGGAGGGAUCCACGAAAAAGACGGGCAAGGAAGGGCGCAGCAAGCGCAAAGUCAAGGUGGAUUGGACUCCCUCCCUACACCGCAAGUUCGUGCAGGCGGUCGAGGCGCUCGGCGUCGAGCGCGCGAUCCCGUCGCGCAUCCUCGAGCUCAUGGGCGACGCGGCUCUCACGCGACACAACAUUGCCAGCCACCUCCAGAAGUACCGCUCGCACCGCCGCCACUUGCUCGCCAAGGAGGCGGAAGCCGCCACCUUGCACGCGCGCGCGCCGGCGCACGCGCCGCCCCCCGACCCCAGCUCCUGGACUCCACUCCGCCGAGACGGCACCGCGUGGGUGCCCGCAAGCGUCGCGUCGAGCGUUCUCAGUCCGCGGAGUUCCUCCGCUACCGCUGGCGCGUCCGCUUGCGCGGCCUCCGCCAUCGCCGCGGGCUCGUCCGCCAGCGGCGCGGCCAGCGCGGCGGGUUCUGCAGCGGCAGCCGCGACGUCGCCUGUCGGGAUUUCAGCUGCGCAGACGGCGGUGGGCAUUCCCCCUGCGCACGCCGGCGCAAUGGCAGCGGGCCACGCGGGUAUAAUGUCCCCAAGAGGCAACGUAGCUGUGGGUUCCCGCGGACGUUCCCCCAGUCCUCCGCCGCGCACGCGGGAAUGCCCGCGCACCUCGCUGGCGCGGGGGUUGGCGGAACGGCCCCCGGAAUGCUCCCUGGCGGAGGACGCGUUGUGA
Molecule: messenger RNA, 1230 nt
Organism: Closterium sp. Yama58-4
Lineage: Eukaryota; Viridiplantae; Streptophyta; Zygnematophyceae; Desmidiales; Closteriaceae
Source: the annotation of a GenBank genome assembly